AUGUCUCAAUCAAACAGCUCGAGAGGAUUAAUAGGCAGGGAGUUUAAGAACCUUGGGGAUGAAACUACUCAAAGAAUGCAGAGGAUAGAAUAUACUCAAUCGCAUACGCCUGAAAUAAGAUAUUCUAAUAAUAACUCACAGUACGACGACUCUUUACCUCCAAAAGGAAAUAUGGGUGAUAAAUUGAUAAUCCCUAGUGACAUGAAAAUGGCUAAUUACAACAAUCAAAACCCUAGCUUGAUCAAGAGUGAGAUGUCCUCUGUCAUUUUCUCUCCACAGGCACUCUUCAACAACGGGAAAUCGAUGGAUAACAUCAUGGAAUCAAGGAAGAAAAAGCUUGCUGCUUCGAGUUUUAAGAAGUCAGCGGUGAACAAGGCCCCAAAGGAAAUAGAAGAAAGCCAAGAUGAAUACCUGACUUAUACAUCAGAGAUCCAUGAAUUUGCCACAGAGCUCAAGUCUGACAAGGAAGAAGAGAAUAUUGAGGUGAAAUACAGCAAGAAAUGGCUAUGAAGAUCCACAAGUCAGAUCAAAAUUCGUUGGGAUAUUGUUAUUAUGUUGCUAGCAACUCUAAACUGCUUCCAAAUCCCUUACAAUGUUGUCUUUGUUGAGCCUGAAGAUACAGGUGUUGCUGAAAUCAUAAUCAAUGUAAUAAUAGACAUUUUCUUCAUCCUUGAUGUUAUUAUCAACUUUAGGACUUCUUUCAUUGAUGAAGCUGCUGGAGAAGAAAUUACUGAUUGCAAGAAGAUAGCUAUACAUUAUUUGAAAACAAGGUUCUUUAUUGACUUCAUUGCCUCAGUUCCUAUUGAUUAUUUUUCAUUGUUCAUUGGUGGUGAUCAAGGAGAUUCAAUUAUUCUCCAAGCUUUCAGUUUAUUCAAACUAGUCCGAGUUUUGAGACUAGGAAGGCUGAUUACUCAUUUGAACCUAAAGAAUGAUGUCAAGACUUCUCUGAAAUUAACAAAGCUUAUAUUCUUUAUCUUAUUAUUCAUCCACUUUUUGGGGUGCACCUGGUUCUACAUCGCAAAGCAAAAUAAAAAGUGGAUGCCACCGCUAGACUAUGUCUGGGUUGAAACACACAUAUUCGAGGAAGGGAGCUUCUUGCAGUACUGAAACUCCGCAUACCAUGCUGUCCUGAUGCUUGGAGGUAAUGACAUCGGCCCAAGGGGCAUAUUUCAACUGCUCUUUGUGUCGGCAAUGCUCCUGGUUGGAGCUAUUAUUAACUCGAUCAUAUUCGGAAAUAUGGCUGUAGUAUUGCAAGCAAUGAACAAAAAGUCUACCUUGCUCCAAGAUAAACUUGAAGCAGCAAAUGAAGCUAUGAAGAACUUGAAAAUCCCUGAAAAGCUAAAAAUGGAGGUAGAAGGAUUUCUUAGUCUAUCACAAAGUGGUCUAGACUCUCAGAAUGAACUGGAUGACUUUUUGAAAAUGCUCUCACCCAGUUUAAAUAAAAAGGUUGCGACAUACAUUUACGCUGAGGCGAUAGUAACCAACCCUUUCUUUAACGGACAGAAUGAUUCUAUUAAAAUGAUUCUUCAAUACUUGGAAACCAAAUUGUUCCUACCUGAAUGAGAGAUCAUACGCCAAAGUGACGAAGGAAAGAGCAUGUACUUUCUCGCCAGAGGAGAAUGUGAUGUGUUUAUUAAAGACUCCAAUAAAAAAGAGCAAUUUAUUAAGACUCUUCAUAGCCCAGAUUACUUCGGCGAAGUUGCUUUAAUCAAAGCAUGUAAAAGAACUGCAACAGUUAUAAGUAAAUCAUAUGCAACGCUAGCUGAGUUAAGCAAGGAGAGCUUUGAGCUUAUCUGAGAUUCAAACCCCACUCUAACCAAAAGGUUUGAAAAGAAUAUAAGGAAGAACUAUAAUGAUAACUGGAAGAACUUUGUUAAAAGAUCUAUCUCCAAAAUAGACUAUUUCCAGAGUCUCUCUGAUAAAAUUAUAGACGAAGCUUUUUACUUCUUCGAAACUCUAAACCUGAGGAAGGAUUCAUUCCUCUUUAAGAAGGGGAAUCCUCGGAAAGAGCUAUUCAUACUUUGAAAUGGAGAAAUAGAUAUUUAUAUUGAUAACAGUAACAGAAAACCCCUGAUCUUGGAAACUAUAGGGAAAGGAAGCAUUAUUGGACCAUGAGGGAUUAUAGCAUCUGGGCAGUACAGAAUGUCAGGAAAAGCUAGGACGGACAUAACAGUCCUGAAGAUGACCUCAAACGGGCUCCAGAGCCUCAGAGAAAAAUUUGAAGCCUUUGAUGAAACUUGUAUGGAAUAUGAAGACUUCAUAGAUGAUGGAGAGACUGAUGAUAAAGAACCAUAUUGUGACUACAUAAAGCUUGAUUCUCAAGGAAGAUGCCUAACACCAAUAGAAAAGUUUAAAAAUGUAGCAAAUAAAGUUAGAAGCAUCAUCAAAUCCUACAAAUCUGCUACUUUCACUGAGUUGAUGAUGGACUUGCAUGGAGACAAGAAGAAAAAGAAGAUGUUGAGAGAGAAUAGGAAGAAGAACGGAAUGAUACCUAAUCUUCAUUUACCUCCAGAGGAAAGGAACGAGCAAGCCAUCAUCGUAGUUAAUUCAAAAAUAGAUAUGAUGAUGAACAUAAUCACUCAGCAGCAAAGGACGAUUGACAUCAUGAGGAAUGAAAUAAUGGGAAGAUUUAAUGACCUGUGACUCCCUAACGAUCUUAGCAAUAUUGUUAAAGAGAAAGAGCCAGAAGAAGACAAGAGUAAUUAGCUCUAUUUCUAAGGGACAGGAUAAAGCUGAUACUUUAAUCUUAAAAAACAAGAAUAAAGAACACAAGCAACAUCAUGAUAAAUAAAGAUCAUAACAAGGCUAGAGCCAAGCCUAAGAGUAAAGCAACUAAUUACUUUAACAUCGAGGAGGGGUCUGAAAUAAUUGAAGAUAUCAAACUGCUCAACUCAAAAAGAAGUCCUGGGAAAUCCAAAUCUUCUUUAAACCAACAAAGAAAGCCAAGGAAUUUCAAAGGAGGCGUUGAUAAUCUUAACGAUCAUUUCAAUGAUUCUGAUGAUGACAUUAUGAAAGAAUUAGCUCCGUCUUCUAAGAGGAAAGAAGUAUGGAAAGCUAAUAAAAAUACUAAAGAUCUGUCAAUAAGGGCAAAUUAUUUCAAGCCUGACUUGAAUCCAUCAACUAAUAUAGAUCCUGAAAUUCACUACAAUGACUGAGUAGAGGAUGAUCCAAGACCUAUUCAUCGCAGGGCUCAGACGAGUGACGGACUGAUUGAUUAUUCUCAGAAUGAUCCUCCUGAAUAUGAUUCUACGGGCAGUUAAGAUCAUUUCAGGAUUAGAGAGCCUAUAA
Molecule: messenger RNA, 3288 nt
Organism: Moneuplotes crassus
Lineage: Eukaryota; Ciliophora; Spirotrichea; Euplotida; Euplotidae
Source: the annotation of a GenBank genome assembly